Messenger RNA from Mesorhabditis spiculigera, 1788 nucleotides. The record is from the annotation of a GenBank genome assembly. Lineage: Eukaryota; Metazoa; Nematoda; Chromadorea; Rhabditida; Rhabditidae.
AUGCAGAAUCCGCCAGCCUUUGAACGCCAUAACUUGUAUAUUCUGCCGGAAAAGUUUUUCAUCGAACCGCGAGACCGGGAUGGCGGGCUGGCCUCGUCGAAGUACAUUGAGAUCGACCGCAUUUCGGGGAAUAUCCGAAUUAGAGACCAAAAUGAAGAGCGGAUACGCAUGGCCGAGGCGGAGAUUCGCGUAAUUUUUGGAGUCAUUGGCACCGUGCAGCUGGUGGCAGGCCCUGUCCUGAUCGUCAUCACUCGGGCGCGCCAGGUCGGGAACCUGCUCGGCCAGCAGAUAUGGCAAAUGGAAGCCGCCGAGGUCUUUUCGUACCGCCGGACGACGGCUCAUUUGACGGAGAAACAGGCAUGGUAUGAGCGGCAUUUCCAAGAGCUUCUGGCCCUUGUGCUGUCGAGCCCCGGGUUCUAUUUCGGCUACAACAUUGAUUUGACGCGCUCCCUUCAAUGGUUGAACGAGAAUUCGACGGAGGCUUUCCGCGAGCUGUCCCUGAUCGAGAGGGCUGACCCGAGAUUCGUCUGGAAUGGGUAUCUCUUGGAGCAGCUGCGUUCGAUCAAGGAGGCAGCCCCGUUCUGCUUACCCCUGGUCCACGGGUUUUUCGGUUCUCAGCGUGUGAAUAUCGGAGGGCAGGCCAUCUGGUUGACGCUGAUUUCGCGACGUAGCAUCCAUUCGGCUGGUGUCCGGUUCUACCGCCGCGGUGUCAAUAUCGAUGGGCAUCCGGCGAAUUUCGUCGAGUCCGAGCAGAUUGUACAACCAGCUGGCGCUCCAACCGCUUAUUCAAGUUUUGUCGAGUUGCGUGGUUCGAUCCCUCUCAUCUGGUCACAGCGCCCAAAUCUUCGCUGGCAGCCAUGCCCUCUGUUGAAGCCGGCAGACGAUCAGUUAAUGGCCUAUGUUAAGCAUUUCCAACGGCAGCACGACAUCUACAAUGGUCAGAAGCAAGUCAUCGUUAACCUCGUCAACCAGAAGGGCCGUGAGAAGAAAGUUGGUGGCGAGUUGGAGCGCGUGGCGUUGCAGGCGAAUUUGGGAUACGUCCGUUAUCACGCCUUCGACUUCCAUCGCGAAUGUGGUGCGAUGCAAUGGGAGCGUCUCAGCAUUCUCCGUGAACAGCUUUCCAAGGAGAUUGAGGAAUUCGGUUUCUUCACCUCCUCCGCUACGAAUCCCGCGGCGAAUCGCGUCCAGAAGGGCCUCUUCCGCUCGAAUUGUAUGGAUUGCUUGGACAGGACGAACGUGGUCCAAUCUAUGCUUGCCCGUACGGUACUGCCUGCUCAGCUCUUCUCCCUCGGCAUCAUCAAUUCGCCAUCUUUUGAGGUGCAGCAUAAUGUGGAGCUCGAAGCUGCCUUCAAAAAUUUGUGGGCCGACAACGGCGACCAGUGCAGCAAGCAAUAUGCGGGGACGGGCGCCUUGAAGUCCGAUUACACCCGCCUUGGCCGUCGUACCUACAUGGGAGCGGUGAAUGACGGCGUGAAUUCGAUCACUCGCUACUUCAGGAACAAUUUUGCCGAUGGGCAGCGACAGGACGCUAUCGACCUGUUCCUCGGCAAUUUUCGAGUCGAAUCGACAAACCUGCCGGUCAGCAUCGAAGCUAGCCUAUUUUCGCUGAAUCAACAGGGAAUCGCCCUCCUUGCUGCCGCUGUUGCGAUGAGCAUGACGGUGCUCUGUAUCCUUGUCGCAGAAAACGCUUCGGCGACCCUUUUCUGGAUGUUCGUCUUCUGCCUCUGCAUGGCCUUCAUCGUGCUCAACGGCGAGGACUUUGUCAACACGCCGAAACUGAAGAAAGAU